Messenger RNA from Penicillium macrosclerotiorum, 1488 nucleotides. Its product is annotated as DNA-directed RNA polymerase I subunit RPA49. Gene Ontology annotation, molecular function: DNA binding. The transcript has 3 exons. Lineage: Eukaryota; Fungi; Ascomycota; Eurotiomycetes; Eurotiales; Aspergillaceae. Gene Ontology annotation, biological process: nucleolar large rRNA transcription by RNA polymerase I; transcription elongation by RNA polymerase I; RNA polymerase I preinitiation complex assembly. Gene Ontology annotation, cellular component: RNA polymerase I complex. Bases 1 to 1488 code for a protein of 495 amino acids. The record is from RefSeq and is a predicted model, not a curated record.
AUGCCGUCUAUCAAGAUUGAUAAGAAGCGCAAGCGCGCUUCAGACGUUCAUGGAGGUCCCAGCAAAAAGCCUGCUCUGCAGCUUCAAGCGCUUCCGCCGCUGGCAGCUAGCCUUGUCGAGGACAAGAGCGAGCUGGCCCCAGUAAUUGCCACCACUCCUGGUGUUCUUAACUCCAAAUCCCUCCACUGGAACCCAUAUACCAAAGCCCGUCAGGAUGUCGCUCACUCAGCCACCCGUAACCCCGGUAUUGCGUCUUCCGAAAUGCUCCUGCAGUCAUCUGAGCAUGAGAGAUUGGAUUUUGUUGGCCGUGAGGGGACUGGAGAAGAUGCGGACUCGCAGUUGAAACACUAUGUCGCUAUCGUUGAUCCCGAGCGCAAGACAUGGCAGGUGAUUGAGGCCCGACGGAUUACACUCCGUGGUGGUGUCCGCAGCGUCCGACAACCCGAGGAAGACCAAGAAUCCGAAGAUGAGACUUAUAACAUUCGCGCUCAGCGCACUGCUCUUACCAACACAUUCGGUACCAAGCAAUCCCGCAAGGCUGUCCAGUCCAUGGCAGAGAAUGCACAGCUCUCCACAGCGCCCGCUGGUUCCGUCACCGAAGCCGGUGCUGCUCUCAUUUCGUCCUUGCCUGCGGAUGUCGCCUCCGGCGUGGCCAAGGCAUUGGACGUGCAGGCCGAGGUGCAAGCCGCCAAGCCUUUGCCCACCCCCGAUCUCACUGCCGCCCAUCCCUCAGACGUAUAUUCUAUCGAGACUUUGGUUCCUGGUGGCCACUCGACUCUUCGCCAGUUGACGGGCGUGGACGAAUGGAAGCAACAAGUGGAGGCCGGCGUUUCAGUUAUCACCGGUUCUCGAUAUGUCUCGAACCGCGUUGUAGCCGUUGGACAGUCUGGCAAUUCUACACACAUCCAGGUUCUUCGGUUCAUUCAAUUGUUGCUCGAAUUCGCACGCUCUCUUAAGGGCAUGGGCAAUAAGGGCUCUGGCCCUGGCAGCAAGAAGCUCCCGCCGCGCGAAGAUCUCCGCAAGAUUCUCUCCAGCACAUCCGGUGUCUCAAAAUCUGGCAAGGAUGACUCCGAAUCAUCUACAGAACUUCUCCCCGACUCUGUUGUUGAUGCCGUCCGGCGCCGCUUCGCCCCGAGCGGCGGCUUCCUUUCUAAGCACGACCUCACUCUCCUUCACACUACUAUCUGCGCUCUUUCCUUGCACAUACCCCCUCAGCCGGCCAAGGACGGCGGAUCCAGCUCUCUCGGUGGUAACUCCCCCAACGAACUAGCCACUGAUCCCUCUGAUCUGCGCGAUGAUCUUCGUCUGGACUCGAACACCAUCCAACAAUACUUCCGCGAGCUGGGAUGUCGUAUUGACAAGCCUCGUGAGUCCGAAUUCAGCAAAUGGAACAUCAAGGGCGGUCGUGCGGAGGCCGCUGCGCGUCGGGUGGCCCGCCUGCGUGUUCCAGUCGAGUUUCCCAAGGUCAGCCGCGGUGGGAGGAAAUAG